This is a messenger RNA of Fonsecaea erecta, 924 nucleotides long. RefSeq lists its product as hypothetical. Gene Ontology annotation, molecular function: sterol 24-C-methyltransferase activity. The record is from RefSeq and is a predicted model, not a curated record. Lineage: Eukaryota; Fungi; Ascomycota; Eurotiomycetes; Chaetothyriales; Herpotrichiellaceae. The transcript is spliced from 3 exons. Gene Ontology annotation, biological process: ergosterol biosynthetic process. Bases 1 to 924 code for a protein of 307 amino acids. Gene Ontology annotation, cellular component: endoplasmic reticulum.
AUGACAGGCAAGUGUGCCCUAUCUGAGCCAGCGCCGCACCGCUUUAAGCGUCGGUAUGUCCUCGCCUUGUUUACUGCGCUUGCCGCAGCGCUUUUCGCUGUGAUUGCAAACAAUGGGACUCACAAUCCAUCUGUACAAGAAUACUACACAAGCCUCGAGUCACGCUUGGGUUACUACCUCCUGCUGGGAAAUACGCGGCACUGUGGACUCUACCCCCGCGGCCAGUUGUGGCCGUUCCCUGUCGGCAAAGCACAGCGGGCUAUGGAAGAUUAUCUCUUCACCAGGCUGAAUCUCAAGCCUGGGUCUCGCAUCCUAGACGCUGGUGCAGGAUCUGGAUAUGUGGCUAUGCGCCUAGCGGAGAAAGGGCUUACAGUCGAAGCCGUCGACAUCACGCCGCUGCAUGUCGAGGAUGCUCGUCGCAACGUGGAAGCCCGUGGGCUCCAAGAUAAGAUCUCCGUUCGACUAGGAGACUAUCAUAAUCUCACGGAUUUCAAUGACGCAUCUUUUGAUGGCAUCUAUACGAUGGAAACCUUCGUGCACGCAGACGACCCCUUGAGAGUGCUGCAAAAUUUCUAUCGCUUACUUCGCCCGGGUGGCGUACUCGUGCAGAAUGAGGCUGACUUCAACCGGAAUUCUGAGCUGUUGCAAGAUGUGCUCCGGCUUUCACAUUGUCAAAACACCCUUGAGGAAGGUGCCCUGAGGGAAAUGCUCGAACAAGUUGGCUUCAAAGAUGUUGAUCUAGAUGACCUCACCGAUGAGGUCCUCCCGCUAUGGCGCUUAUUUGGCGUCAUUGGGUACGUUCCUUAUCAGAUCUUGCGGCUCUUUGGACUACACACCCGCUUCACAAAUCUUAUGGCCGGUGUCGAGUCGUACCUCCAUUGGGGUGAGGGAAGGUAUAUUUCUGUCAGAGCUAUCAAGCCUUGA